Molecule: messenger RNA, 1886 nt
Organism: Mugil cephalus (flathead mullet)
Lineage: Eukaryota; Metazoa; Chordata; Actinopteri; Mugiliformes; Mugilidae
Product: alpha-2A adrenergic receptor-like
Exons: 1
Coding region: 532-1728 (398 amino acids)
Biological process (GO): adenylate cyclase-activating adrenergic receptor signaling pathway
Cellular component (GO): membrane
Molecular function (GO): adrenergic receptor activity
Source: RefSeq, a predicted model, not a curated record
UGGAGCCAGCACCACCGAUCCUCAGCGUCAGAUCAAGCCUGUAUAAAAGACGCACUCUCCACUUCGGCUGCAACAGAUGAAAAGACCUGCUAGAGCCAGCACACAAAUCUGUCAUUUAAGUCUGUUUCAUGAAAUGUCUUCCACAGGAUUUCACUGCAAGAUUUUGUUCUGAAAGGUUAGUGGAUGAAGAUUUUUAUUUAUUUUUUAGUUGUUGAAAAUAAUAUAUCUAUUUUUAUUGUAUCUGAUGUGAGAAACUAGGAGGAAAUCCUUUUUUUUCUAUGUUUUUUUCUUUUGAAUAUAAAGAAACGCUUGCUGCUUCUGCUUCUGGUCUCUGCAGUCUCACAGACAAAGAGGAGUAAAGCUCAGAUUUCUUUCAACAGUCUCUUCCAGUGAACAAAAAUGAAAAGACUCAACUCUCCGAAAGCCGCGCUCUUGAAUGGAUGCAAUUAAUAGACUGCUGGCAAGCACGGCUUCCGAGCCUCCUGACGGAGAACUAUUCAGACAAUACCGUCGCCACCGCAGCUCUUUGCGAUGGCUUGUCUCAACUUCACCAGCGGAAAUGAGACGAGCCGUAACCCCUAUAACGCGCAGACCUCUGUGCCCCUGACCGUCCUGGUGGGCAUCCUCAUCCUGCUGACGGUGUUCGGCAAUGUCAUGGUGGUGAUUGCUGUGAUCACAAGCCGAGCGCUGAGAGCGCCCCAGAACUUGUUUUUAGUCUCUCUGGCGUGUGCGGACAUCCUGGUCGCCACCUUGGUGAUGCCGUUCUCCUUAGUGUACGAGCUGAUGGGUUACUGGUACUUUGGUAAAGUGUGGUGUGAAAUCCACCUGGCUUUAGACGUGCUCUUCUGCACCUCGUCCAUCGUCCACCUGUGCGCGAUAAGCCUAGACAGAUACUGGUCCGUCACUCAAGCGAUCGAGUACAACCUGAGAAGGACGCCGCGCAGGAUCAAAUGCACGGUGUGCCUAGUUUGGGUCCUGGCGGCCAUCAUUUCGUUCCCUCCGCUCAUCACCAUGAAAAAGGACGAGGGCACGAAAGACAGGCCCGGCUGCGAAAUUAACAACGAGAGAUGGUACAUCAUAUUCUCCAGCACCGCCUCCUUCUUCGCACCCUGCGUCAUUAUGAUCAUGGUGUACGUACGGAUCUACCAGGUGGCCAAGAAGAGAACGAGAGCCCCGCCGGGAGAAAAGCAACGAGAAAACGGCAACGCGGACGCAAACGCGAAAUCCGGUCUGAAACCCCCGGGGGGAAAAGACGGAGACGGGAAGGAGGCGAAAGGGGAGGAUGGCAAAGAGGUCAACGAGCUGGACGCGGAGGAAGAAGCGUCCUCGUCUGAUGGGAAUGAGACCGUCCUGUGCUCCCUGAAGAAGAAGAAGAGCAUGAGAACAAGCAAAGUGACUCAAGUGAAGCCCGGAGAAACGUCUCCAGAGCCAGAGUCCUGCACGAGAGCGAGCAAGUGGAAGGGAAGGCAGCACAGAGAGAGGCGCUUCACGUUCGUUCUGGCCGUGGUCAUGGGAGUGUUCGUUAUCUGCUGGUUCCCCUUUUUUUUCACGUACACGCUGGCUGCCGUGUGCAGCACCUGCUGCAUCCCAGAGACACUGUUCAAAAUGUUUUUCUGGUUCGGUUACUGCAACAGCUCACUAAAUCCUGUCAUAUACACUAUAUUCAAUAAUGACUUCAGGAAGUCUUUUAAAAAGAUCCUUUGUAAACGGCAGAGCAGAGGUUUGUAAGCGAUCGUUUCUAAUGCGCACUAAAAGCGUAAAAGCAUUUUUAGUCAUCUGCAUUAAGAUUCAUUAUCUUUAUAAAUGUGACAUUAAAGUAUUUAUUGACUAUGUAAAAAAAUUACUUUUGUGUUUUUUUUUCUUGUGUAAAUGUUGUUAUUGUAAUA